UUCUGUCCUGAAUGCCUCACUUAAAAAGCACUAUUCUGUCUGUUCUAAGGUGAUGGCCAUAUAUAAUGAUAAGCUUAUAAAGAAAAGUCUAGAGCUUUCUGUGAAAUGCAGCAGCAAAUCUCUAGAGGCUCAUGUUCUUAUAGCUUCUGUUCCCUCUGGAGCUUCUCCUUCUGUCUGUCCUUCUGCUGGGCUGCACCACAUGGAACCAGUUAUAAAAUUCAACUUCAUCUUAUAAAUUCACAGGAGUCCUACUCACACAAAAUUUUUAUUGGCGAACAGGUGUGUAGAGGAGGUAUAGAAGGGAUUUCUAUUGCAGCAAAGCAAAACCUUAAAAUGAAAUGGCUGGGAAUGGCGGGCCUCCUUCUUUAAAAAUGCUUUUCUACAUGGAAUAUGGAAAAUGCAGUUAAGAUAUGGCUUAUGCAAAAAGGCAAAAAGGAGUGCUUGCAGCAAUUUGGUAAUCAUUUAGAUCACCUGUAAAAAUAUUUUCAUCCUUUUUCUCAUAGCUUGCAGGAAACAAAAUUCCAAAAGGAUCGCAUAUUUAAAAGUAAAAUAUGCCACCAUACAAAUUUCAGAAGAAACUAUGAGAGAUUUUGUUUUGCUUUUUGUUGGUAAAAGAGAAAGAUUAUCUAAAAAUCCCAAAGCUGUGAAGACUCAAACUGGUAAGAUACAGACAUAGAUGUUUGGCAUAUGAAAAACUAUAUGAAGAAAGCAAAAAUACAGGCAAAAAUCUGAAGAAAAAUUCGUAGGCUAAGGAUUUGAAUAGACAUUUCUCCAAAGAAGGUAUAGAAAUGGUCAAUAAUCACAUGAAAAGAAGCUCAACCUCAUUAGUCAUUAGGGAAAUGAGAAUCAAAACCAAAACUCACUAUUAUUUCAAAACCACUAAGAUGGCUCAAAUCAACAGGAUGGACAACACAAGUGGUGAGGAUGUGGAGAAACUGGAACCCUCAUACAUUGCUGGUGGACAUGUAACAUGAUCCAAUCGCUUUGGAAAACAGUUAGGUACUUGCUCAGAAAGGUAAACAUAGAGUUAACAUGCAACAUAGCAAUUCCAUUCCCAGGUAUAUGCAUCCAGGACAACUGAAGCACGUUCACAUAAUAACUUACAAAAGAAUUUUCAUAGCAGAAUUAUUUAUAAAUAGCCAAAAUGUGGAGAGAAUCCAAAAGUCAUGAAUUGACAGAUAAACUGUGCUAUACUCGUAAAAUGGAAUAUUACUCAGCCAUUAAAAGGCAUCAGGUACUAAUACAUGGCACAAUAUGGACAAACCUUGAGAACGUUAUGCUAAGUGAAAGAAGCCAAACAGAAAUGACCGUAUGGUGCAUGAUUCCAUUUACAUGAAAUACCCAGAACAGACAAACCAACACAGACAGAAAGUAGAUUAGCAGUUGCUACGUCUUCGAGGAAAGGAGUAAUGAGAUGACUACUAAUAUGUAGGGCGUUUAUUUACAGGGUACUGAAAAUAUCCUGAAGCUAGACAGUGGUGAUUGUUGCACAACUCUGUCCAUAUACUAGAAACCACAGAAUUGUGCACAUUAUAAAAGGCAAUGUUAUGGCCGGUGAAUUAUAUCUCAAUAGAAAUAUUUGUGACCCCCAAAAGACUAACAUUUCAAUUAAAUAUACAGAAACUAUAAAUCAGAAGGCAAAAACAACCCAAUUUUACCAUCUCUCUCUCCAGCCAAAGUGAAGGGGGUACAUUCUAUUAAUACAUCUUAUUUUUUUAUCUCUUCAUUAACAAGUUCUGUUCUCAUUAUACAAAACUGGUCUCCAUUUCUAAUCACACAAAACUAGUCUCCAUUUCCUUAUGUCAGUUUUCACUAUUGUAACUACAUAAACAGAGCACUUCCAUGGCUUUUAUAAAAACCCACCCACUCAUACAAUCAGACAUAUCAUUUUUGGAAGCUUCUUAUGUGCCAGGAACUAGGAUACUCUGACCAACACAGCAGACAAGGUCCUGCCUGCAUGGGCCUUCUAUUUUUGUGGAGCAGUCAGAUGAUAAACCAGCCAAACAGUAUGUAAUGUUACCUAACAUCAGGAGGGAGACGUAUAAUUUUGGAGGUGUCCCAAGCUGUGUCUCUCUCAUGAAGAGUUCCCUCUUGCCUCUGAACCCAGUGGAAAGUAAACACUUUGAAGGAACUGUGAGGUCAGUAAGUGUGAAAAAAGACAUUUCAUUUCAGUUUCAUUUGGUUGGUUUUACCUGCUACGUUGUCAACAUUUUUUUAAACACUCUCCUGCAGCUGACAUCAACCACCCCCACAAAAAGCAAAAACAAAACUCGAUGCCAUGGAGUCGAUUCCGACUCACAGCGACCCUGUAGGACACAGUAGGGUCUCCAAGGAGUUCCUCGUCUUAGGACACAAAUAAUUCCUGCUUAUGAGAAUCUGAAAGUUGUUCACUGUGGAUGUGUGAAGGACUCAGUAACACUUGCAAAGAUUUCCAUGUGGGUGUGGUGCUCAAGUGUGAGCACUGGGGGGAAUGGACCCCAUGUGCACUUUGCAUCCUUCUGGAGAUUAUGACACAGCAAACAUUCCCUCCUCAUCGGCCUGCAUCUUGGAAGAGGACAGAGGGAAUUGUUAGGCAGAACCAUUUGAAAAUGCAUGGCAAGAAAUUUUAUUGAAACAUUAAAUUCAAAAUAAAAUCUUCCUAUGUUUUUCAACCUUCCCUACCUCAUUUCAAAGAGGUAAUUGGACUCACAGAGUUAAAGCCCUGAAACUUCGAGACUCUGAAGAGUCUGUUUUAAGAGUCUCAGCUCAUUGGAGUAAUCACACUGAGUGAACUGGAACCCAGGGGAAGAGUGGGAGUCAGACAGCAGAGACCUACACAUUGGGAAGGGGUGAGGCCUGCUUCUUGAUAAUGCCCUGGGCUAGGUGGCAGCACCUCAAAGGGUAAUGCAGGCACACAAGUAGACAAACCACGUUACGGUGUUCCCAGCCCUGCCAAGGUUCUCAUGCUCCAUCUGGGAAUGGAAGCAGCAGAGACAAUGAUUCUAGAGAGAUCACCCACAUAGGCUGAGGCGAUGGGUGUGUUAAAGAUCUUCAAACCUUGGUCCUUCUUUGGACCCCGGGGUACCCAGAAAAUAAACCAACACCAAACAUACCCCUACAAAGAAGUAAGGUUAAAAUUUUACCCCAAUUUUGUAAGCCGAGAGCUCUGAGUUGGAAUUCAGUUUAUUUAAAGAAAUAUCAAGUUUUCUUGCACACAUGAAUUUGUGCUGAUUCACUUACAAUUCAUAUUAUUCAUUUAUCCACGAAGUCAGCAAACAUUUACACUAUAACAGCUAUAUGUGAGACCCUAUGGCAGUUGCUCUUGAUGAUGAAAUGACUCAGAGAAUUUCCCUCAAUGCCUGGUGAGAGAAACAGCCAAGUUAACAGUUGUAUCAGUCACGUAUUGCUCUGUAACAAAUGACCCCAAAUUCUCGUGUCUUAAAAGAGCAAUAAUUUACCAGCUCACAAUUUUUCAAGUUGUCAGUUUGGAGCUCUUCUGAUCUGGGCCAGCCUCAGUGGCUCACAACACGGCUUCCUCACGUGUCCACAAUUUGCUUCCAGGUAGCUGGGAGCCAGUUCAUAACAUCAAGUCAGUGAAACCGCUAGAUCCUCCCUCCAUUGGUCUUCCAUCAUCUAGCAGGCUGGCCUGAGGAUGUUCCCAUGAGUUCUCAGGGUUUAAGAGCAACAAAAGGGAAGUCUCAAUGUAAAGUCUUCCAACUCUCUCAUUUUAUCAGGUUUUCUACCAUCCCAAUGUUCAAAACAAUAAUGUCAGCCCCAACUGAGGGAUGGAGAAAGACUCCUGCUGCUAAUGAAAGGCGCUCCAGAGUCUCAUAGAAGGCAUGGGCACAGAGAGAGGAUAAAUGUGUAGACAUUUCUUACAUCAACCACAACAGGUAAAUGCAAUUGUGUUUUAUGCUGUGGUAAAGGGUUUUGCAGGUACAAUGGAGUAGGGAACAAGAAGUGAACAAAUCUACCAGGAGGAUAUUUAGGGAAGUGAUGUCUGAACCAAGUUGAGAAUAUGAUUGGAUAGUUAAGGCGUGAAAAAAGGCCCGGGUCCAGGAAGCCCCAUGUCUUCUCCAGAGAGAAGUCUGAGGAGACAGGCUGAAGCCACUGAGGCAUUUGAAACAUUUGUGACCAGAUGCAGAUCAUCUUUUGUUCUACUGUUUUCCAACCACUCGUCCCUAUUUAUAGUUUGGAGUCAUACAAGAGUAGACCCUAGCAUUUCCCUGUUGAAACUUUUAUUUUCCUCUGAGAAGUCAUCACCACCCCAAUGUUCUUAAUUGCUUCCUCAAAUGCUGUCUCCAUUUACCACCUCCUUUUCUAUAUGGGCUCCAGAGUGAAAGCAGAGCCUGAAAGAUGCAGAGGUCAUGGACUUUCCCCAAGUCAACUCCUAAACCUCCCAUUCUGGCUGACCACAAAUUCCUGAGUCUUAGCAUUUUAUGGUGAGCUCAGAAGCCCAAUCUGUUCCAAUGGGGUCAGUUCUCUUAACCACCAUGCUUCACCAGAGAGUAGGCCAUCAGAUGGGAUGGGAGAGAAAAUCUUCUAGUCACAGGGAAGAGCCUGUGUGAAGCCUCACAGGCUAAGGAGACCUGAUAGGUGUUCAGAGCGGACAUUGUAUGACCAGGGCUGGAGAGACAUGAUUCCAAGAGAGUCAAAUGAGAAGUUUUGGAGAAAUCAACUGCUGGUCACACUGUAACGAUUCCAUGUACUCUCUCUCUCCCCACCAAGGGAUAGGAAUGACAUGGAGUGCAGAGAAAAGUUGCAAUUCCUUUUUUAUAUCCAAGCCCCCUUUUCCCAGUCUGGGACUGGCAGUAUUCAAGCUCCUACUUGAACAGUUUCAUAUUUUUCUUUUUGCUGUGUUUCUGUUUAAAGUGGGCCCAUGGAACUGAGCAAUGUCAGGAAUGAUGUCACACAGGGUUAUGGAAGCCAUGCCAUUCAUGCUGAUCUCUUUUGGUGAGGAUGUCGAUCUGAGAUCCUGUGGGAGAGCACCUGGAACUACUCUAUCACGGAAAUUCCGGACUAAACCCGGGUCCCCAAGUCACCAAACGGUCAUGCAUCAUGAAGAACUGGAAAAAGGGAUAAAGAUCCUUCAGAACAUCAUUAUGAUUGGACAUCUUCACCCAGAGAGGAUGAAACAGUGAUACAGAAGGAAGAGGCCUUUCUCUAAGACUCUAGAUAAGGGUGAGAGGAAAAAUUGUCCCAGACUGAUGUGUGUUACGGAACAAAGGGUCUGGUUUCCACCAGAAAAGAGAGCCAUGAUAGGACAAGAUGAAGGAAUUGGGAACGGAUAAGGUCAUAAGGAGGAGCGUCCUGAGAAAGCAUUUCCUGUCAUUUGGUGGACAAUUAACCAAAUUCUUAUAUCAACAAGAAAUGUACGAAUAAGUGAGGGAUCAAGCUACAGAAUUCAUUGGGAGUUUGAGAGCUUUCCAGAACAGAUUCAGACGAGGCACUCUGCUGUUUAAGAUCUGUACCUGGUGGAAAGGAAGGAAGCCAGUGGACAACUAGGGCAGAGAGUAUAGGAUGGGGAAAAGGGUGGUUAGAGAGAAGCGUACUUUAUUAUAUUUUCUAAUGACAUGAUAUUAAUGUACUAUGUGAAGAAUUAAGAAAAUAUCUCAGGAGGUUCUGGCAGUGAGAAGUUGAAGGAGCCCAGAGCCCACAUCAUUGAGGGCAGAAGAUGGCUUGCAGACUCCUCCCCUAGAUUCAGGAACUCCCCUUCUCCUCCUAUGUCUUCUCCCCACAUCUCUCGAAGGGCCUAAAAAACCCUCACAGCAAAGAGAGCUAUAGGAUAGAAUUUUUUUUACAUUCCUACUUUCUUAACCUGAAUUUUGUCUAGGAUCUUUAAUUUGCCACUCCUUUCAGGGCAGUUUUGUUGCCCUCUCCACUACCAUUAUUUUGCUGCCCCCCACCACUACUCCAGUGCUGCCCUCCACUGGCCCUAUUUCCUUUUGCUUCCUAGGUUUCUAACUGGCCUCUAAAACCCUCUUGAGAGAUCCCCUGCUGCAACUUCUGUCACGGAACUUGCACUCCACUCCCAAGACGCUUCCAUCUCUUUCUUUCUUAACUCGCCAAUCCUACCUUCAUACUCAGAAAAAUACAGACCCUUAUGUUGACAUAUACAACCCACCCACACACUCAGUUGAUGUGGUUGUGUCUUGGCUACUGAGAUUUGUACCAUCGGACUCUCAAAUAUGGACAUCUCUUUCUGCCUCACACUGAAAGAGUAUUUCUCAUAAUGACCUGGUGAGAGCUUUCUGUUCAGGGAAAGGCAAUUUUAAAGGAGAAGCUUUAAAUUAUACAUAAAUGUACAAAUUUUGCUCCAAGUAUAAUUCCUUGAAUAACAGGUCUUCCCUUAAUGGCCACAUAAACCAGGGACUCCAUCAGCCUGAAACCAGAAGAACUAGGUGGUGUGCAGCUACAGUCAAUAACUGCCCUGACAGAGGAUACUUGCAAGUUAUAAAAAUGAUGGUACCCUCAAAUACAGCCCUUAUACUGAAAGAAAAGACCAAUAUGAAUGUCAGAGAUACUCUGAAACUUGCUCUUGAAUGUAAAGUAAUGAAAGAAAUGAUGAAGUAGAAGAGCUGAAGAGAAGAUUUCAAAGGGCGGCUUGAGAAGACAAAGUAUGAUAAUGACAUGUGCAAAGACUUGGCGUUAGAAAAACAAAAGGGAAGAACAUGCUUGGCAUCUCUCAAGCUAAAGGAACUGAAGAAAAAAUCCAAGCCUCGACAUGCAAUAGUGAAGGAUUGUACUUGUACGGGCAAAAUAUUGAACAACACAGGAAGCAUCAAAAUAAGAUGGAAAGAAUACACAGGGUCACUGCACACACACACACACACACAAAAGCAUGGGUCGAUGUUCAACCAUUUCAGGAGGAAGCAUAUCAUCAAGAACUGAUGGUACUGAAGGAAGAAGUCCAAGCUUCACUGAAGGCAUUGGCAAAAAACAAGACUCCAAGAACUGACAGGUACCAAUUGAGAUGUUUCAACAAACAGAUGCAGCACUGGCUGAAUAAUUUAGCCAUCCGAUUGGAAGAGAUCCAUGUUUGUGCACAUUCCAAAGAAAGUGAUUCAACAAAAUUCAGAAACUAUCAACAAUAUCAUUAAUAUCAAAACCCAGUACAAUUUUGCUGAAGAUCAUUAAAAAGAAGUUGCAACAGGAAUUCAAGUCAGAUUCAGAAGAGGAUAUGGAAUGAAGAAUAUCAUUGCUGAUGUCUGAUGGAUCUGGGCUGAAAGCAGAGAAUACCAGAAUACCAGAAAGAUGUUUCCAUGCGUUUUAUUGACUAUGAAAUGGCAUUAUACUGUGUGAAUCAUAACAAAUUAUGGGUAACACUUCAAAGAACGGAAAUUCCAGAACACUUAAGUUUGCUCAUGUGAAACCUGUACAUAGACCACGAGGCAGUUCUUCAGAGAGAACAAGGGGUACUAUGUGGUUUAAAAUCAGGAAUAGUUUGUGUCAGGGUUCUAUCCUUUCAUCACAUUUAUUCAAUCUGUAUGCUGAGCAAAUAAUCCAAAAAGCUGCACGAUAUGAAGAAGAACGUGGCAUUAGGUUUAGAGGAAGAUUCAUUAACAACCUACGAUAUGCAGAUAACACAAACUUGGUGAAAAGUGAAGAGGACCUGAAGCACUUAGCGGUGAAUAAAAAAGACUACAACCUUCAGUAUGGGUUGCACCUCAACAUAAAGAAAACAAAAAUCUUCACAACUGGACCAAUAAACAACAUCAUGAUAAACAGAGAAAAGAUUGAAGUUAUCAAGGAUCUCAUUUUAUUCAGUUCCCCAGUCCACGCUCAUGAAGCAGCAAUCAAGGAAUCAAAUGAUGUAUUGCAAAUCUGCUGCAAAAGAACUCUUUAAGCUGGUGACAAGCACAGAUGUCACUCUGAAGGCUAAGGUGUGCCUGCCAAAAGCCAUGACGUUUUCAAACACCUCAUACGCAUGUGAAAGCUGGACAAUGAAUAAGGGAAACCGAAGAAGAAAUGCUGCCUUUGAGUUAUGGUGUUGGUGAACAAUAUUGAGUAUACCACAGACUGCCAGAAGAACAAACAAGUCUGUCUUGGAAGAAGUACAGCCAGAAUAUUCCUUACAAGCACAGAUGGUGAGUGUUUGUCUCACACACUUUGGACAUGUUAUCAGGGGAGACCAGGCCCUGGAGAAGAACAUUAUGCUUGGUAAAGUAGAAAGUGAAAAAGAGGAAGACCCUCAGUGAGAUGGAUUGACACAGUGGCUGCAACAAUGGGCUCUAGCAUAAUAACAAGUGUGAGGAUGGCACAAGACUGGCCAGUGUUUUGUUCUGCUGUAUAUAGGGUCACGAUAAAUUAGAACUGACCUGAUGACACCUAACAACAACAAUACGCUGUUCAGCUCACUGCCUGUCUCUUAGUUUGCUGUACUGUGGUGGUUUGGAUGUUGCUAUGAUGCUGGAAGCUAGGCCACCAGUAUUUUAAAUACCAACAGGGUUAUCCAUGGUGGACAGGUUUCAGUGGAGCUUCAAGACUAAGACACACUAGGAAGAAAGACCUGGAGAUUUACUUCUGAAAAUUGGACAAUUAAACCCUUACAGAUCACAAGAGAAUACUGUCCAAUUCACUUGCUUUGGACAUGUCAUCAGGACAGAUUAAUCAGUCCUAGAGGAGAAUAUCAUGGUUGGUGAAGAAGAAGGCCAACAAGGCUGUAGGAGACCCUUGGUGAGAUGGACUGGCACAUUAGCCAUAAUGAUGGAAUCUAAAUUGCUGGCACUUGUGAGGAUGACACAGGACCUGGCAACCUUUAGUUCUGUGGUACCUAAGUUCACCAUUAGUCGGAGUCACCUCAAUGGCAGCUAGCAAAAAAUUACUGUUUGAGAGGAGAACUGAGAUAUGAACUUGAUACAAUAUACCAAAUGUUAAAAUGUUCAAAGAUCUCAUGUUUACUAUGAAAGAAUAGGAAUUGAAAAUACAACUUUCAAAUAGCUAGAAGGAAAAGGAAAGUAAGAGAAAUUUUAUCAUUCCAAUAAAAAAAUAAACAGGAAAGGCAGAAUAAAAAAAAAAAAAAAAAGAACAGUGAAUAUGAAGUAUAAUACGGGAAUUAUGUCUAAAUGUAUGAGUAAUAGCAAGAAAAAGGGAUUAAUACCUAAGGAAAAAACAUGUACACUCAGCUUAGACUUGCAAAUCCAGCCAUAUCUUAUUUAUAAAACAAAAUUAAAACAUAAUGACAGAAACUUUUAAAUGAUGUAAAUGAAGAAAUUUCUACUUUUUAAAAAAAAAAAUUUUUUUUUUUAAUGACUACAGGAAUAACCCUCUGCCAGAUACUGCUGAUACAGAAAGGAUUAAGAAAAGAUUCCUUGCAGUCUGGUGAGAGAAACAGCCCAGUUAACAGAUCAGUUAUCAAUUGCUCUAUAACAAAUGACCCAAAAAUGAAGUGCCUUAAAAGAACAAGCAGUUACUUCGCUCACAGUUUUGCAGGUUGGCAGUUUGGGGUUCUUCUGGUCUGGGGCAGACUCAGCCGCUCUCGGAUGGGCUCCCUCAUGUAUCUGGAAUCAGCCACCAUGUCAGCUGGCGGGCAGAGGGUGUGAAAUCUUCUCAGCUGGAUUCUCUCUCUAAUGGUCUCUUGUCAUUUAUUAGGGUGGCCUGGGCUGUUCCCAUGGAUUCUCAGUGUUUGAAGAGCAGCAAGAGGGCAAGGAGGAGCCCUGGUGGUGCAGUGGUUAAGGGCUCAGCUGCUGAAGGAAAGGUAAUCAGUUCGUACUCACCAGCUGCUCUGUGGAAGAAAGACAUGGCACUCUCCUCCUGUAAAGAUGACAGCCUUGGAAAUCCUAUGGGGCAGUUCUACUCUGUCUUUCAGGGUCACUAUGAGUUAGAAUAUACUUGAGAGUGAUGGGUUUGGUUUUUGGUAAGAGAGCAAGCCACGAUGUGUCUAAUUAUAUCCGGUCUCUGCUUCUAUUAGUCUUUGUACUGUCCCAAAGGCCAAAGCAAUCAUAGAUCAGUCCAAAUUCAAGGAGUGGAGGAAGAAUCUUGCUCUUGAGAAAGGGAGCUGUAAGUCAUAUAAUAUGUAUGGAUACAUACAUAUUAGAACAUGUGGCCAUUUUUGCUAUCCAUCACAACAUGUAAAUGCAAUCAAGUUUGUCCCUAGUUGUGGCAGAAGCAUUUCUUAAAUACAAUAGAGUACGCAGCAGGGUGGGAAAUUCUACCAGGUGUAGGGUUGGAAAGGCUUCCACCACGAAGUGAUGUUUGACCUAAAUUUUGAAACACGAGUGGAUGGUUAGGAGAUUUUCUUUUUUAUAUAUUUCCAACCACUUGCCCACAUUCUACCAUCUGUCGUCACACAAAACGAGCCCUCUGCUCCCAUGUUGACAUCUUUCAUUUUCCUUCAAAUCCUCAGGCUCUCCUCUACCUACCAAGCACAACUUCCCAAACCCUGCCUUAAAAUGUUUCAACAAUUUGCUUCUUCCUUUCCUAAUUGCCCCCUGGACAAAAAAGGAGAUCAAGCAGAGGACAGUGGACCUUUCCCCGAGGGCUCUCCUAAGCCUCCCAAGCAGGUUUACCAUAGACGUCCGGAGUCUCAGUGCUUUUCUGUGAUGAUGUAAUCCUACCCUUUUUAGUGGCUCCAAGGGAGAAGCAUGUGGACAGGCCAAGAGGCUUCACAGGGUUUAGAGUCAGGAGGUCAAGAGAGAGUGGCCUAGACACCACCACUGAGUGAUGGUACCUCCAGGCAACAGACCAAAAACUCCAUUCUGCACAGAUGGCUACGAAGGGUGAGUCUUUUGGAAGAGUCUUCUGUUAUUUAAUCAAUAGAUAUAUAUUGAGUAUCUCCUAUGGGUGGGGCUCUGUCUCACUUUCUGGGACUGCCAAAAAUAAGGCAGAUCCCAUCUUUGUCCCCAAGUUAUUUACAACCCAUUUGGAAGACAAAAAUUGGAAAAUGAGCACCUCCUAUGACUCAGUGCUAUGAUGGAGGAUUACUAGGUGCUCUGAAUACAUAAAGCAGGAGCACAGACUGGGUACCUUGGAGGAGGAACCAGUCAACAGGAAGGGAGAGAACGUCUACUAGUCAGAGGGAACAGCCUGUGUGAAGCCUAAGUGGCAAAGGAGGCCUGAGAGGUGUUCAGAGUGGACAUUGUGUUUCUAGAGCUGGAGAGAUUUGAUUCAGGCCAGAGAAGAGGUUUGGGAGAAACAGCGACUCAUUAUACUCUUCUAUUCCCUCAACUCACAGUUUCCUUCCUCUUGGAUAUUGACUUAAGUGAACAUUGCAAUUCAUUUUUAAGAUAUAAUUUCCCUCCUCCCAGCCUCCUAGCCUCUCCCACAACAGUUGCCAUAUUUUUUCCUAGUGCGCUGUUUAGAUUCAAACUGGGCCCUCGGAACUGAGCGAUGUCAGCGAUGAUGUCACACAAGGGUUACUGGAAGCCUUGGUGCUCACUCAGAUCCUAACUGCUCUUUGGAGAGGUUGUGGCUCUGAGGUCUCCUGUGGGAGAGCGACUUUGGAUACCAAAUUACAAACGGUUCUGCCUAAAUCAAGGUCCGCAACUUGUGAGAAUUUGGGACAUCAUCUCUACGUGGGAGGAGGAGAAACAUCUUGCCGGUGACCAUCCUUCGUGGUUCAUCUUCACCCAGCCAGAAUGGAGCGGCAAUACAUGAGGAAGAGGCCUUUCUCUAAGGCCCGAGAGGUCUCUAUCCAAGAGGAAAAUGCCCAAGAGUCAACAACAUCCCAAGAAAAAAGUCAAAGCUCCAGGCACAGGAAGAUUCCAAAACAAUCUGAGAACUCUUCUCCUUUAUCUUCCACCGAGCAGACCUCUCAUUCCUCCAGUUACGGGGCUGCCCCAGGAAAGCGAUGGGUCAGGUGCGCAUAUUUCACCAAGGUGCGCACGGUCAAGGGGGUAGCGGUCGCCUGGCAGACCAAAACCUCCUUUGCACCCGUGGGCAAGAUGCCCCAGGUCUUUGAGGCCGAGCUCUCUGAGGAGAGCACCAUCGGCUCUGCCCCCAGUCUGGCCAACACUGAGUCCCUGGUCAGCAACCUGGAGCCCUGGCAGGAGGGGCCUCAGACCUGUACCCAGAAGCCCACUGAUCAAGGGGAGGAGCAUGGGGAGAGACCCCGCCCAACCACCCCGGAGUGGCUGGUGACCCGUGAGUGCGGCUUCCGCUGCGUGGCCUGCUGCCGUGUGUUCGAGUCCCGUGACGCCCUCGUGGCCCACGCGGAGCAUGGUGUGACUCAGGGCUUCAGCUGCCGGGUCUUCUUUGAAGAGCUGCUGGAGAGGCGGCUGCCACGCUCAGUCCAGCGAAGGCCCAGACGCUGCCACCAGCUGGCCAGGCGUUGCCUGAUGGCCACCAAGAAGAGGGAGGUGAGGGAGAAGACAGCAGUCUGCAGGCGCCUCGAGGAACAGCUGGAGAAGCAGAGAGAAGAACUGAAGAGGCUGAGGCACCAGCUGGACAGGCUGCAGAGGCAGGAGACCAGGCUGCAGAAGGCGCAGGCGCACCACCGAGGCCAGAGGGGAAAGCGCCUGAAGACGUGCUAGAACCCCGGGACUAGGAGGAGCAGGGCCUUUGGGCUGGAAACGUGGGCCCUUCAGGAGAGACCUCCAUUCAGGUUUGUUUAACCCAGCUCCCCUGGAAGAUCAUACCCUCCUUCCACUGUGACCCCAACCCUCCCAACCCAAGCGCACAGAGAACUCCAGCCCUAAGGGGGAUCUGGAUGGAAGAAGCCCCAGAUACCUGACCACAGACACCAGGUCCCCUCAGAGGCUCCCCUGGCCCAGGAGAGGACAGGACAGGCCUCAUCUGGAUGGUGAGAUCUUGGGACCCUAAGGAUGAGCGCAGCAUAAAUAGGGAAAGGGAAAGGGGAUUUCAGUGGGACCUGGGAGGAUUGGGGGGGGCCCUGCUGAGGCGUGAUGGUGAAGGGGGUGUCACUGAGUUCUUUGGAGGAGAAGGAAUCAGAGAGAUGGCAGGCUGUUGGGAAACAUGUCUGCAGGUGAGCAGUGGACAUAAAGCCCUAAACAAACAACUCUGGGUCCCUUCCCAGCAGUAUAGAGGCAGAGAAAGAGGCAGGGCUUGGUAGGAGGAGAGGAGGGCAGGUUGAAGGAAAAUGAACUCACCCAAGCCAUGUCUUCUGGUCUCCUAGGGUGAAUUUGGGUUUAUGAUUGGGAUGCAUCCUUUUUGCCACAUUAGGGGAAUGUAAGUGGGAGGUGGUGUAGAAAAAUCCCCCUGGGUGUUAACCAUUUCUGGAUAAGAGUUGAUCCAGGGCUUGCAGGAUAUUUCCUGUAGAGCAUGUCCUAGGGGAAGGGGUAGAGCUUUGGAACUUUUUCUUCUCCUAAAUCAAGCUGUACAUUCCGGUUCUUGACAUGUCAAACAAACUUGCUAAUUUUUUUUUGUUUUCCUGUGGUCAAAUCUGACCUGUCGCGAGGUCAAAGAACUGGAAGAAAAAGGCCCUCUGAGGUGAAAGAACCAAAGGAGAGGAAAGGCUUCAAACCCAGGGAGAACAGCAAGAACACAGGUGAUCAGAGGUAAUGGUGGGAAGGGGCAGAUUCAGGCCCAGACUCAACAGUGGACAACAAAGCCCCAGUCUCAGUCGCGACAUCAAAUCCCAAGUCUGGGGAAGCCCUGGACAUGACAGGGGUGUAUCCAUCUCUCUAGGAAAUGAGACCACAAGUAUCACAGGGAACCCCCCAGGGGCAGAGGAAUGGAGGGCAGGGCCUCUAGGAUGGGCACCUCCGUCCACAGUCUGUCCUGUGUGUAUUCCUCAGAGUGACAGAGACAGCUCCUGUGAGGGAGAGGGUCACAGGCAGAGAAGAACCAAGGUGUUCAGACCAGGUAAAUUCUGCAGUCUCCUAAGGAUCCAAAACGAAAAAUCAGAGAUUCUCAGAGGUAUCAGGGUGGGAGGGGUUGGUAUUCCCAGGCUGGGGAGAGGCUGGCUGGGGAGGUGCUGCUUUCUGAAAUCUUUUCAUCAACAUCUUUCUUCUUAAAAGCUACCUUCCCAGUUGAUGUCCUCUAUGAUCUAGGCUCAGACCUGAAUGGGGCCUAGAAUGCACAAAGGUGGGUUAUCCAGUGGGGCUACACAGGGAGGAGGUGGAAGCAGCAUAUCCAGGAAAGAGAAUCUUCUAGAGGCGCAUGAGUUACCUAGUGAAUCGCACAUGGCGUCCAGCCUUCUACAUUUAGCUGUAGACGUGUGCUUGCAAGAUGUGUUUGAGGGGUAACUCUACUGACUUCCCAAAAUUAUUUUUGGUCAUUUCCAGUUAUAGAGACCAGAAGAACUCACUGGCUCCAAGAACAACAAGAAAUCCACUGGAUCUUAUUAUUACUUUCUGCGGUGUGCUCUCCUGCCAGUGAUUCAAAUCUUUUGUCUGUCAUUCUGGAGAAUUUUCACCUAUUUUAAAUAUUUAACAAAACACGUUAAAAUAUACAUGUAUCUAUGAUGUUUAUGAAUUUCCAAAGCUCUGAAAUUGUUUUUUUAUCACAUUUGCAAGAUCACAGAUUUGUGUGACAAAAAAAUUUAUGUCAGGGUCCCA
Messenger RNA from Loxodonta africana (African savanna elephant), 14435 nucleotides. RefSeq names its product protein FAM170B-like. The transcript is spliced from 2 exons. Bases 11556 to 12449 code for a protein of 297 amino acids. Gene Ontology annotation, biological process: fertilization. Gene Ontology annotation, cellular component: acrosomal vesicle. The record is from RefSeq and is a predicted model, not a curated record. Lineage: Eukaryota; Metazoa; Chordata; Mammalia; Proboscidea; Elephantidae.